Molecule: messenger RNA, 697 nt
Organism: Coffea arabica (coffee)
Lineage: Eukaryota; Viridiplantae; Streptophyta; Magnoliopsida; Gentianales; Rubiaceae
Source: RefSeq, a predicted model, not a curated record
UUCUGACGAUGAUUGGGUGGAGGUUAAAGUUGUUUCCUCUCCCACACUUGAGAAUGGAACAGGAUCUUUGUCAAAUGAGACAAUUUCCAACACAGAGAGGCACAUUCAGGAUUAUUAUGAGGCUACAGUAGAAAUCAGUGACUCGGACCCUUGCACAUCUCUUAUCAUUCGUUUACUGUCACUUCAGAAUAAAGGUGUUGUGUACAUUGAUGAAGUGUACAUUUAUGCUGAGCUGGUUGAUUCAACUGAUUCAGAAAGUCUGGCUCCUCAAGUAAAUUGUGCAACUGGAAGUUCUUUAAUGGCCAUGUUUGUCCCAACAUUACUUCAGAUGUCUAAAUCUUGUGCAAGUCCAACUCAAGGUGAACAGCCUUCUGACAAAUUGGGAAAGGCCAGUAAAGUGAAAAACUUACCAAAAUCAAUUGAUCUAAAUGAAAAUCCGGCUUACUUUUACCAAGGUCAAAAGUUCUGUGCUGAUCAGCAGUACAUAAAAUUGCAAGAUGUGGGUGGGUCUAAUGCAGAAUCAGUUAAAUCUGUGCUUCCUAAUCAGACUGUAAAAGAAGAUGAAUCUUUUGAUCCUGUUGUGAAAAAUGAGUCUCCGUGCAGUCGUAUUGAGAAAGUUCUGGAGCAACUUGUGUCUCGAGUGAGCAGAAUCGAAGAAGUUUGUUUGAGGUUUGAAGAAAACAUGCUUAAGCCAUAA